GCCCCCGCUGGGUCACGUGGGCCGGUCACGUGGCGCCCAACAUGGCGGCGCCCAUGGCGGCGGCGAGCGGCGGCUCCGUGACGCGGCGGCUGCUCCGGGGCGUCUCCCGCAGCCUCAGCGGCGGCGGGGCCCCGGCCGAGGAGCCCGAGGCCGCCGUGGUUAACGUCGUCUUCGUGGACCGGGAGGGGCGGCAGGUGCCGGUGCGCGGCAGAGUCGGUGACAACGUGCUGCACCUGGCGCAGCGGCACGGGCUGGAGCUGGAGGGCGCCUGCGAGGCCUCGCUGGCCUGCUCCACCUGCCACGUUUACAUCAGCGAGCCGCACCUGGGGCGGCUCCCGGCGCCGGACGAGCGGGAGGAGGACCUGCUGGACCAGGCGCCGCUGCUGCAGGAGAACUCGCGGCUCGGCUGCCAGCUGCGCCUCAGCCCCGCGCUGGAGGGGGCGCGCAUCACCCUGCCCCGGCAGACCCGCAACUUCUACGUGGACGGGCACGUCCCCAAACCCCACUGACCCCAAAAACCCCAAACCCCCCUGACCCCAAACCCACUGACCCCAAAAACCCCAAAACCCCCUGACCCCAAACCCCCCUGACCCCAAACCCACUGACCCCAAAAACCCCAAAUCCCCCUGACCCCAAACCCACUGACCCCAAAAACCCCAAACCCCCCGACCCCAAACCCACUGACUGGGAGGACACAUCCCCAAACACCCCCGACCCCGAGGAGAAACCCCCAAACCCCGGGGGCACCCCAAAAUCCCACUGACCCCAAACCCCCCGACCCCGGGAGGGACCCCCCAGACCCUGCAGGGAAGGGGAACCCCCCUAAAAUAAAUUAAUUCCCUCUCA
Messenger RNA from Serinus canaria (Common canary), 846 nucleotides. RefSeq names its product ferredoxin 2 (gene FDX2). Gene Ontology annotation, molecular function: 2 iron, 2 sulfur cluster binding. Bases 42 to 509 code for a protein of 155 amino acids. The record is from RefSeq and is a predicted model, not a curated record. The transcript is spliced from 4 exons. Gene Ontology annotation, cellular component: mitochondrion. Gene Ontology annotation, biological process: P450-containing electron transport chain; positive regulation of oxidoreductase activity. Lineage: Eukaryota; Metazoa; Chordata; Aves; Passeriformes; Fringillidae.